CCAGCUCUCCAGCUUUCACUAGAAAAGAGGUAAAAAAAAAGAAAAAAAGACAGAGCUUCAGAUUGUAUAAGAAGGAGAUGAGAGAACACUUGAAUCGAAGAGGAGGUUCCUGUCCAUUAAGGAGGACACUUGAAGAGGAGAAGACAGUCUCUUCUGAACAAACGAGUAAUUACACACAUAAGAGCUGUUUGAGAGAAAACCAUUUUUUAGAUAAAAACCAUGGGGGAUGUAGCAGGAGUACUUUGGCAAGUAGCUACCUGUUUGUUCAGCUGCGGUAAAGUCCACGCUGCCUAUGUUUAUAAGCUAGAGAAGAAUCUAGCAUCAUUACAAAAGAAGUGGGAUUAUCUUCUAAACAUUAGCACAGAUCGGCGAAGAAGAAUCGAUGAGGCUGAGGGCACUGGGGAGAUGCAAAGGACAGAUGAAGUGAAUGGUUGGCUGCAAGAAGUUCAAAAUCUUCAAAAGGUAAUGGAGGAAGUUCGAAACCAAGGUUCUCAAGAAACUCAUAAUAAAUGUCUAAGCGGUUGUUGCCCAAAGAAUUGUGUGUCAAGCUACAAGUUAGGAAAGAGAGUUGUCGACAUGCUUAGAGAGGUGGAUGGACUCUCGGAGAAACGUUUUGUUGAUAUUACGCACAAGCUACCCCCUAGGCUGGUGGAUGAGAUGCCUUCUGUAGAGACUACAGGCUUGGAUUUGAUGCUCAACAAAGUCUGGAAUGCUAUUGAAGAUGAAAAUGUAAACAUGAUUGGCUUAUAUGGAAUGGGUGGGGUUGGUAAAACCACCCUUAUGAAGAGAAUUCAAGGUGAAUUUGGAAAGAGACAACACAAAUUUGAUAUAGUGUUGUGGGCGGUGGUUUCUAGAGAUUGUGAUAUUGAUAAAAUUAUGGAUGCCAUUCGAAAGAGGUUAGGGAUCAAUGAUGAUAUUUGGGACAAACGUAGUCCAGAUGAAAGAGCGGGAAAGAUUUAUCGAGUCCUGAAACAAAAGAAAUUUGUGCUAAUAUUAGACGAUUUAUGGGGAGAGUUGGAACUAGAAAAGGUGGGAGUUCCACUUCUGAAGGAUACUAAUAGUCAUUCAAAAGUGUUGUUCACAACACGGAAUGAGGAUGUGUGUGCUAAAAUGCAAGCGGGGAAGAAAUUUGAAGUGGAAUGUUUAAGACCGCAAGAAGCAUUUGAAUUGUUUCGUAAAAUGGUAGGCGAGGAGACAUUAAGCAGUCACCAAGAUAUUCGAGAGUUAGCAUGGGAUAUAGCUAAAGAAUGCAAAGGAUUGCCACUAGCACUGGUUACAGUGGGACGUGCCAUGUCAGGAGUGAAAAGCGUUGCAGCAUGGAGUCAAGCCAAAGGUGAUUUAAGAAGCUCCUCUUUCAUACGUCUAAAGUUGGAAGAGGAUGUGUUUCGUAUCCUCAAGUUUAGCUAUGACAGACUCCCAGAUGAAACACACAAGAGUUGCUUCCUAUAUUGUGCACUAUACCCAGAAGAUUAUGAAGUUGAAAUUACAAAUCUAAUUGAUCGAUGGAUCGGAGAGGGAUUUUUGGGUAAAGGUAGGAUGAAGAAGAGUAUAUAUGAUAUGUAUGAGGAAGGGGAAUCUAUCAUUGAAAAAUUAAAGCUUUCAUGUCUCUUAGAGGGCGUUGAAGAUUAUGGUAAUUGGAGGUUUGCAAUUAAGAUGCAUGAUGUGAUCAGAGAUAUGGCACUAUGGUUAGCCCGUGAUGAAGUUGUAGUUGAAGGGGAGGCAUUAGGCAUGUCAGAAAUGGAUUUUGAAAGGUUGAAUAAUGUGGAAAGGAUUUCAGUUAUAAAUGCGAGUGGAAGUUGGCGAGUACCAGCUUGUCCAAAUCUCUUAACCCUAUGUGUACAGGGGGAUAAUGUGAAUAUCACUGACUAUUCAAAUCUGAAAUCCAUGCCAAAGUUGAAAGUCUUAGACCUAUCAGGCAGUUAUAUUGUAUAUCCACUCACAGAAAUAGAAAAAUUAAUGAGCUUGGAAUACCUUAAUCUGUCAAAUACAGGAAUGCCAAAGGGAUUGCAAAUUGAUUGGAAAAAGUUGAGGGUAUUUCUUAUGGAAGAAGUUAAUUGUAACACCAUUUCUUUAGGAGAGAUUGAAAGUCUUGAGCAGUUGAAGGUGCUUAGAUUAACUUCCUAUUUUGGAUUAACAAGUGCGGAAGAGGAGAAAGCACUACUAGAGAAGUUGGAGUGCUUACCAAAAUUGGAAGAACUGUGCAUCCAAUUAACAACCACCCCAGGCCUCCUUAAGUUACUUGAGUCGAACAAAUUGAGGGAUUGCUUGAGACGUUUUGUGCUUGUCGGAAUCAUCACGUCACUUGAGGGAAGCCGAAGGUGACAGAGACAACUCUCAUGAUAUAUUCCCAAAUCUUAAAAGUCUCCUCCUUAUAAAUUUGGGAAAGCUGAAGAGCAUUUAUAAGAGAGCAUUGGCUUUUCCUUCCCUUAAAUUCAUUUAUAUUCAUGGUUGCCCAAAUCUGAGGAAGCUUCCUUUGAAUUCCAACUCUGCCAUAGACAGCUUGAUUGCAAUCGAAGGAGAAUCCGAUGAGUGGUGGAACAAUUUAGAGUGGGAAGAUGUAGCCGUUAAAAACUCACUCGAAUCCAAAUUUCAAUUGAGGAAGUACUGGUGACUCUACAAUUGUUGGCGUCAAUGGCUGUGCAAGCAUUGCAUUUGAGAGUGGCAUAAAUACAUCAAAAGCUUAUUGCCAAGUGUUUCUUUCAUACCACUCUUUGAGGGUUUGAUUACUAAAUCUUUCUUUUUACAAAAUUUAGGAAGAUGGGCUUCAUAGUUAUGGGUUAAUGCUUUUGUGUGCCAGUUUGGAUUGAAUUGAAUUCAUGUAUUUCUACUUUUAUGAUGAAAAUAUUGAUCAUA
Gastrolobium bilobum is the source of this 2853-nucleotide messenger RNA. Its product is annotated as disease resistance protein SUMM2-like. Lineage: Eukaryota; Viridiplantae; Streptophyta; Magnoliopsida; Fabales; Fabaceae. Bases 220 to 2322 code for a protein of 700 amino acids. The record is from RefSeq and is a predicted model, not a curated record. The transcript is spliced from 4 exons. Gene Ontology annotation, molecular function: ADP binding.